UGAGAUAAGGGCAGGCAGAUAAGUAAAUAAUCAAAAAAUGGACAAUAAGCCGUCAUUAAGCCAGUAUUUUGGCGAGACAGAAGUACCGCCCGCCUCUCAGUUCUUUGACGAAAUCGGGACGUCGCCCUCUGAUAUGAUACAGAGCGUUUACCUGGGCGAAAGUGAAGCGAGUCAACCAGCAUCAUCUAAUCUUUUCCCGACAAAUAUGACGGCCUCUUUCUCCCAGUUGAAAGUUGGCGAUGAAAUGAAGUUUGGGAGCGUAGUGCCCACAGUAAGUGGUACUACGGCGUUGCCGGCGACUAGUCUCCCGGACCCAUCGACGUUUUUCGACACGAUUGGGCCAGAGCCGCAAAUGGCGAUGAGUGGGAUUGCUGCUCCAAAUAUUUUGACUGAGGCUAUGGAUGGUCUUGCUGUUAAGGACCAGCCUGUAGACAAGGAAGCUGACAGACGCCGAGACGCUUGGAUACCAAAUGAUGAAGCGAAAAAGGUCUUACUUAAGGCUCAGUCGGUGCCGAAAGGAGCAUUCUUCCCAGAGAGAGAAGCCCUCACGCUGCCCGGAGUCAUAUUUGACGAGGAAUUGCCUGACUCGCUCCACGCCGUAGCGGUGAAGUACCUCGGCGUGAGCGCGGCCGGUCGCGGCGGCGUGACGCGCGCCGACGCGUGCCGCGGGGAGGCGGGGCUGCGCGAGCUGCUGCGGACCGGGUGUCUCAGAGCCGCCAUUAAUCUGUCCGCCACGCUGCUGGCUCAGCAUAAACAAGGCUCGGGGCGCUGCGGCCGCGUCCCCGGCGCGCGGCACUCGGCGCGCUCGCUGCAGCUGUGGCUGGCGCGGUGCUGCGCGAUGCUGCGCGUGCGCCUCGCCGCGCACGCCGCGCAGGAGGCCGAGGCCUUCGGGGACUGCGGCCAACCCGACAUGUACUACCAAUUCUACCCAGAUCAGUACGAAAACCGAACGGGUUCCUUAGUACCUUUCGCACUGCGACUGCUGAUAGCGGAGAUGCCGUCGCACGCAGGACAACCGGAAAAGGCUUUACCGAGCCUGUAUGCGGUGUUGGCUGUAGUACAACAGAUGUUGGUUAACCUGAACGCCGGUAAAACGGAAGACGGCACGGCCAUCCUGACAUGCGAGCAGGACCGCGCCGAGUCCGUACGGUUGUGGAGCGGGAGGGAAACGCGCGUGCAACAUUCUAUAGUCAACUGCGCUAUUGCCUUAAAGGACUACCGUCUCGCCAGUAAGAUCAUCUCCGGUCUCCAACAGCGAGCGUCGACUCCGGCGCAGAAACGAGCGCUAGCGAGCGCUCUGUGUCGCCUGUGGCUGCUGGGGGGACACUGUAGAGCCGCCGCCAUACAUUUACAGGAGGCUAGAGACCUGAGACAGCAUCUAUGUCCAACCCCCGACGUGCGAGAGUACGUGGACUUAGGCCUCCUCGAGGUCGCUCAGGGACGGUACAAGGAGGCCUACGAGAACUUUAUCAAGGCGAACGACCAGGAACCCACUAAUAUCAUGGUGGCCAACAACCUCUCUGUGUGUCUCCUCUACCUGGGUCGCCUGAAGGAAGCCAUCUCCGUGCUCCAGGGCGCCAUCAACUCGGCCCCGGAGCGAGGCCUCAGCGAGCACCUCCUCCUCAACCUGUGCACCCUGUAUGAGUUGGAAUCUUCCAAAAACAUGGACAAAAAACUCAAUUUACUCAGAAUGCUGUGCAAAUAUAAGAGUGAUACUAUUCCUAAUGUCAUGGAGUGUUUAAAACUUAGUUAAAGAUAGUAAUGAUUUUUAAGCGUCCAUAAACCAGGGUUCGAAAGGAUCCAUGAUAAUUAUCGUGAAUUUUAUGCCAGAUAAGGGUUCAUCCAUUAAUUAAGUCACACGAAUUUCGAGGUUUUUUGACCCCCCUUGUCACAUUUAGAAAACUCCUCCCCCCCUGGUUUCACGUCAGUUUUUCAAUGAAAUCGGCAAAUAUAAUUAAGUAUUAUUAAUAUUUCAUCAAAAUAUUUUUGACAGCACCUCCUCCUCAACCUCUGCACCCUACCUUCCAAAAACAUGGACAAAAAACUCAAUUUACUCAGAAUGCUGUGCAAAUAUAAGAGUGAUACAAUUCCUAAUGUCAUGGAGUGUUUAAAAUUUAGUUAAAUGUGACGUUUUCAACCAAAAGGUACUACAUUGUCGGUUGUCGAUAAGGUUGAUUUCUAAUUGAAACUAAAUGGAAAUAGCGCCUUACUGACAAGCGACAAUAAGUACCCUUUUGGUUGAAAAUGGCACAUAUCCAUGAACAUAAGGUAUGCCAGAGCAAAAGCAAACUUUUUCUUUAAAACAGGUUAUUACGUUAUUAGCCUAAAUUAUAAAUCAGUGUUCACGCACCUUCUAGCGACACCUAGCGGCGCUGCAACGAGAACUGCUGCUGCGCCCCUCCGCGCUCAUCUUGUCUCGUUCAUUCGCCUCGAUAUACGGCACGAUAAACACGUUACUCGUUACAUUUCAAAUCUAAGCUUAUAUAAAGCCACUUUUCGUAAUAAACGAAUUUUCUACAUGUUACAAUAAACGUCUUCAUUGAAUGGACCCUGGAAAACCACCGAAUCCUGCACAUAAUUUGAUCCUCGAGCCGGAUACUGCGAGAGAAGUCAGCUCGUCGGGAAGACGAAAUACCCUUGCGAGACGACACCAGCACCUCAACAGCGUCUGCAGCAGUGAACGGUCAGGUCUACCAAUCCCGUCUAUUCCUUUCCUAAUCGAACUGUGUUAAAACCGAGUUUUUUUUUGUGCAUUCCAGUGCCGCUCGUUACGCAAGUCACGCAGCAGCAGUUUGUGAUCUACCGCACCAGUUUGGAAUUUGUGCUCGUAAGUAGUUCCAAAUUCUCUUAAUCUUUCGAAAUGGGUGAAGGGGAUGAAGCUGGUGCUAAAUUGACUAUUACAGACCUUCGCAAACAUAGGGGUAACUUGAAAGGCCGAAUUACGCAAUUCAAAAAAUUCGUUGAUUCUCUUUUAUCGGUGACUCCUUCAAAGGUACAAAUUGCUGAAUUAAAAUUACGUAUGCAAGCAGCUACAGAGACCUUUAAAAUUUUUAAUGACAUUGAAAGCCAAAUUGAACUUUGCUCUCCAGAAACAGAAAUGUCUGCCAACUCCGAAUACGUAGAAACUCUCGAGGAGUUAUAUUUUGGUACUAUGGCUAGCGCUAAUUGUUUAGUCGAUAGUGUGGAGACAAAUAACGUUACUAUUUCAAGUUGUGACCAUGCCGUGAACAAACCGUUUUCAAAAUUUAAAUUACCCGAAAUUAAAUUGCCCUCAUUCGAUGGUUCGUAUGAUCGUUGGCUCGAAUUUAAACAUUCUUAUGAAACAAUGAUCCAUAAACAUUCCGAUCUCGACGCGAUUCAAAAGUUUCAUUACCUUCGAUCAUCACUAAGCGGUAGUGCAUUACAAGUAAUUAGUGCGUUAGAAUUCACGGCUGCCAACUACAUUCAAGCAUGGGAAUUGCUUGAAAUUCGCUUUCAUAACCCUAGGCUUUUAGUGCAUAAUCAUAUAAAAUCGUUAUUCAAUAUUUUAGCUUUGAAACAAGAAUCUUCGACUCAAAUACGUAGACUGAUAGACACCGUGUUACGUAAUUUACGCGCUUUAAAAACGUUAGAUGAACCUACCGACUCGUGGGAUACGUUAGUUAUUCAUUUAAUUGUGUCAAAACUCGAUACGACCACGGAGCGUAAGUGGGAAUCUCACAUAGGGUCUAUCUCGGAUAAGUCAAUCAAUAAUGAGUCUAAGAAACUUAAGCUAGAAGAUCUCUUAUCGUUUCUCAGAAACCGGGCGGAUACGUUAGAAAUGAUAAACUCUAAUCAUUCCAAGGCACCGAUCACGGUUAGUACUAAGCCUAAUUACACGUCCAAUAAACCUACGCAAGUAGUUAGUUGUGUCUCUGCUAGUGUCAAUGCUAAUAAAUCAAAGCCUUUAACUAAUAAACGUUUUCGAAACUGCGCGAUGUGUAACGAGAAUCAUGCGCUUUAUACGUGUUCCAAGUUUUUAAAUUUAUCUGUCCAAGAUAGGUUAAACUUAAUUCGUGAUAAAAACUUAUGUAAUAACUGUUUACGCGAAGGACAUUCCUUAAAUGAAUGCCUAUUCGGUCCGUGUAAGCAGUGUCAACAAAAACAUAAUAGUUUACUGCAUACGGAUAGUACUCGCGAUGAUAAUGUGUGCGUGAGGCCGUCGAGUGCGCCUGCACACAGCGCGCCGUUAUCAGUGCCGAGUACAUCUAGCUACUGUGUAGCAGCUGACCGCGCGCCUAUGGCUCAGUGCGAAGGUGGCGCGGAAGGUAAUCGGUUCGUUCCCAGGCGAGGCUUACUUACUACUGCGUUAAUACAAGUAGCCGACGCGAACAAUCAGUUCCAUACGUGUCGUGCGUUUUUAGACAAUGGGAGUGAACAUUGUUUUAUAACGGAAGAGUUACGUAAUCGAUUAAACGUUAAAAACAUACAGUCCACUAUUCAGAUUUCGGGUGUUGCAGAAAUAGUUACACAAUCAAAUCAAGUGUGCGAUGUAACUAUAAGAUCAAAAAAUUCGGAUUAUUCUAUGUCGUUAACGUGUUUUGUCUUGCAGCGCAUAACGUCCAGUUUGCCCUCGACUUACAUAGACUUAGAUAGUAUACGUAUUCCUGAUAACAUUCAGUUAGCGGAUCCCGAUUUUAACGUGCCUUCAGAAAUCGAUAUACUGAUAGGUUCGGAAAUAUUUUGGGACCUUUUAGACGGUGAAAAAAUUCGAUUACCAACAGGGCCGUACUUAGUAAAUUCGAAAUUCGGCUGGUUGGUAGCUGGUCCAAAUAAUACACGGAACUUGCGCAUUAAUAAUCAAGUCCAUUGUUAUUUUACUCAAACGAUUGACACUCAACUUAGAAAGUUUUGGGAGAUCGAGGAUAUCCCUCAGGUAGAUAGUAUUCUUACAGCUGACGAGCAGAAAUGUGAGGAUCUUUUUAUCAAUACGACUAAACGCGAAGAAGACGGGCGAUUCUCCGUCCGAAUGCCGCUAAGAGAAUCAGCUGAUACGUUGGGCGAUUCUUAUACGUUAGCGAAAAAUCGAUUUUUAUCCUUAGAACGUAAAUUAGAGCGUUUGCCGGAAUAUAAACGUUUAUAUUGUGAUUUCAUGCGAGAAUACGAAAAAAUGGGUCACAUGACUCGUGUUACCGAGUAUGGUACACCCAAUUACUUUCAUCCUCAUCAUGGUGUAUUUAGGGACAGUGUCACCACUAAAUUGCGCGUAGUGUAUAGUGGUGCUGCCCCCACCACCACGAAUAAAUCGUUGAAUAGCAUUCAGCUGCCGGGACCAGCACUUCAAAACGAUAUAUUUGCUAUUUUGUUGCGUUUCUGUCAAUACAAGUACGUUGCUUGUGCUGACGUGGAGAAAAUGUUUCGGCAGGUUUUGAUCCAACCAGAUCAGAGAUCCUUGCAAAUGAUCCUCUGGCGUGAAAAACCUACCGAUCCAUUACACGUUUAUGAACUCAAUACGGUUACAUAUGGGCAAACUAGUGCGCCAUAUUUAAGUCAACGUUGUAUACGACAGUUAGCGUCGGAAUGUGGUGAUGACGUCAUCGCGCGCGUUAUCAACCAAGAUAUAUUCGUAGACGAUUUAAUUACGGGAGAUGAUGAUUUCCAAAAUUUACUUGACAUAUGUCAAAAAACGUAUAACGUUCUGCAAUCAGGAUGCUUUCCUUUACGUAAAUGGACUUUUAAUUGUAACGUUACGCAGGACAAGUCCAAGGAGCAUUUUGUUGGUGAGCACACCCAGAACAAAACUCUCGGAGUAGGUUGGGAUAAUACGCGCGAUGAAUUGUAUUAUACUACAAAAAUCAAUCCCUUGCCUAACUCGUCGUACUUAAAUAAACGAAUAAUGUUAUCGAUCAUUUCACAGAUUUACGAUCCGUUAGGUCUACUUUCUCCUGCAGUAAUAAUUUCCAAAAUUUUGCUGCAAAAAUUAUGGUUGAGUCGUAUCGAUUGGGACACCCCUGUCCCAGAAGACAUUACAUCAAUGUGGAAUAAUUUCAUAAAUACAUUGAGCCGUUUAAACGAUUUACGGAUUCCGCGUCAUGUAAGGGGUGUACACACUGGUCAUACGGAAUUGCAUAUUUUCUCGGAUGCAUCGUUGCAUGCUUACGGCGCGUGCGCUUAUAUUCGGACAUAUGAUGAAGGGUCAGAUGUAACUGUCAGAUUACUUUGUGCUAAGAGUAAAGUCUCACCCCUGAAAUCUCUAACUACCCCGAAACUUGAACUUUCAGGUGCGCUCGUUGCUGCUAAACUUUACAAGAAAAUAAUCGAUUCCUUAAGGUUAGCGUUCACAAAAGUUUACUUCUGGUGUGACUCGACUAUAGUAAUUUCGUGGUUAGGUAUGUCUCCGCAUUUGUUGAAGCCUUUCGUUCAAAAUCGCGUCACGCAAAUUAACGAUCUCACCGGUAAUGCGACAUGGUUGCAUGUGAGAAGCGAAGACAACUCUAGUGAUUUAUUGUCUAGAGGCGUUACUUUAGAUAAUUUAAUAGAUUGUAACUUAUGGUGGUUCGGACCAUCAUUUUUGCAUGACUCAAAAUCGGAUUUUAUUCAUGACAAUACGAGUAAAAAUACGGCAAUCGAAGAUUUACCCGAGUUACGAUCGACCGCGGUAAGUUUAGUUUGCAAUCAGCAAGAUGAACUAUUUAAUUUCGAUAGAUGUUCAUCUUACAGUAAAUUGAUUAGAAUCGGCGCAUAUGUACUCCGCUUUAUAUUGAACUCACGUCUUAACUCUGAGCGUAAACAACUCCGCCAAACCGGUUCGUUAUCGGUGGACGAGUUGAGUGCAUCACGUCUUAUGCUAGUUAAAUUCGCACAGAUGCAAUCGUUUCCGGACGUCUACGAUUGUUUACUUAAAAAUAAACCGAUUAAGACGAAUAGUAAACAAUAUAAUCGUAUAUCUGGUCUUAACGUGUUUUUAGACGAUCAAAAUAAGUUAAAAGUGAUUAGAGUCGGUGGCAGAUUGUGUAAUUCUACAAGUUUCGAUUACAACAAAAAACAUCCCAUGUUAUUGUGCAGUAAACAUAAGUUAACGGUGUUGUUAUUCAAAUACGAACACAAGCGGCUGUUACAUGCCGGACCGCAGCUACUCUUAUCUACUUUGCGUGAAUGUUGGUGGCCUUUAGGUGCUCGAAAUUUGGCAAGAAAAAUAGUUCGAGAAUGCGUUACCUGUAUUCGAAUGAAAGAUCCUACUGAUCUAUCCCCGCUCACGCCUGCCCAUUUCCUAAUUGGUCGGCCGUUGACCUGCCCUGCUAGCGAGGACCUGACGGAUGUGCAGCCUUCCCGCCUGUCUCGCUACGCCAGGAUCGAAGCCCUACGUCAACACUUCUGGCGGCGUUGGUCCACGGAGUACGUUGCGGAGCUCCAGCGGCGAACCAAAUGGAAGACGCAGAAAGACGACAUAGCGUUAAACAGUCUCGUUCUAAUCAAAGACGAUAACCUGCCUCCUCUCAAAUGGCGGUUAGGCCGAGUUACGCGUCUAUACCCUGGGAGCGAUGGCGUGAACCGUGUCGCCGACAUUCUCACGGCGACAGGAACGAUUCGACGCAGCUUUUCAAAGAUCUGCCCGCUACUACCAGAGCCGGCAGACCUAGACGGAUGAAGACUACUUUGGGAGAUGGUGCUCCCAAGGCCGGGGGCAUGUUCACGCACCUUCUAGCGACACCUAGCGGCGCUGCAACGAGAACUGCUGCUGCGCCCCUCCGCGCUCAUCUUGUCUCGUU
Molecule: messenger RNA, 7727 nt
Organism: Cydia strobilella
Lineage: Eukaryota; Metazoa; Arthropoda; Insecta; Lepidoptera; Tortricidae
Product: trafficking protein particle complex subunit 12
Exons: 12
Coding region: 38-1753 (571 amino acids)
Cellular component (GO): TRAPP complex; Golgi apparatus
Molecular function (GO): protein binding
Source: RefSeq, a predicted model, not a curated record